AUGUUUCCUAAACCACUCCGUUCGUCUAUAUCCUCCACUGUUUCUGUGCUUGUGAGAGGCCUUGCAACCUCUACAGAAAUUUUUCCCAACGCUAUCAAGCCAUCAGGAUUUAGCAUUGCAACAUUAAGAUCAUUCCCAAGCUUGGAACCGCAUUCCAUUUUCCCCGUACACAAUGUCUUGGUGAACCAGCCACUGAGAAGGGAUAUUCUAUGGUUGGCGGCUGUGAUGGAAUUGGACAACAAGAGAGUUGGAGCGUCCAAUCCUCCAGGCAGAUCACAACAUAAGUUUUCCAGACAUAAGUUGUUCAAGCAAAAGGGUACCGGUAGAGCCAGAGUCGGUGACGCCAACUCGCCCAUCAGAUUCAGAGGUGCCUAUGCGCUGGCGAGACAUGCGCCAAAUGACUUUUCUACUGAUUUACCAACAAAGGUGUAUCAUUAUGCAUAUAGGGUGGCAUUGUCCGAUGCAUUCAGAAGAGGUAAGUUGUUUAUAAUUGGUGAAGACAGUCAAUUCAGGGAGAGGUUGCAGCAGGAAACCGGGUUGGCUGCAAAUGAAAUUAAGGAAAGCGAUAGCUUCAACCUGGAGAUCCCAACGACAGAUUCGUUGGCAAUGUCAAGAUUUGUCAAGGAGCACCACGCGGAGAAACACAACCUCUUGUUUGUUGCCAAUGAUUACUUCAAGGUUUCGAAUUUAAGAGAAUCCGUCUUGAGAUAUCCAAGUAAGAAGUUGACUGUUUUACAAAAGGAUGAAGUCCAAGUUAGAGACAUCUUAAAGGCACACAAGAUCUUCAUCGAAAAGGAGGCAUUUAACUAUUUUGCUGCUAAAUACACAAAGUUCGUCAACUUAUGA
This is a messenger RNA of Pichia kudriavzevii, 846 nucleotides long. RefSeq lists its product as uncharacterized. NCBI's taxonomy places the organism in Eukaryota, Fungi, Ascomycota, Pichiomycetes, Pichiales, Pichiaceae. The transcript has a single exon. The record is from RefSeq and is a predicted model, not a curated record. Gene Ontology annotation, cellular component: ribosome. Gene Ontology annotation, biological process: translation. Bases 1 to 846 code for a protein of 281 amino acids. Gene Ontology annotation, molecular function: structural constituent of ribosome.